Messenger RNA from Pseudovirgaria hyperparasitica, 1752 nucleotides. Its product is annotated as putative alpha-amylase. The record is from RefSeq and is a predicted model, not a curated record. NCBI's taxonomy places the organism in Eukaryota, Fungi, Ascomycota, Dothideomycetes, Acrospermales, Acrospermaceae. Gene Ontology annotation, biological process: oligosaccharide catabolic process. The coding region runs from base 1 to 1752 and encodes 583 amino acids. The transcript has a single exon. Gene Ontology annotation, molecular function: alpha-amylase activity.
AUGACUUCAUCAGCCAUCGUAGAAAAAGCAUGGUGGAAAGAAGCUGUCGUCUAUCAAAUCUACCCAGCCAGCUUCCUCGAUAGUAACGACGAUGGACUCGGGGACAUACCAGGUGUCAUCAGUAAAGUUGCAUAUAUCAAAUCCCUCGGAGUCGAUGCGAUAUGGCUUUCUCCCGUCUAUACGUCACCACAGAAGGAUAUGGGAUAUGACAUAUCAGACUAUCGGUCGAUACAUGCGCCAUAUGGAACUGUCGAAGAUAUGCAGACCCUCAUUAAUGUCCUGCACGAUAACCAGAUGAGAUUGUUGAUGGACCUCGUUGUCAACCACACGAGUGAUCAGCAUGACUGGUUCAAGCAGUCACGCAGUUCCAGAGAGAGUGAGAAACGUGGCUGGUAUUUCUGGCGAGAUGCGAAGAUCGAUACAAAUGGCAAUCGCAAAGAGCCAAACAACUGGCGAUCAAUUUUUGGAGGUAGCGCGUGGCAUUGGGACGAAACAACCCAGCAAUACUACCUUGCCCUAUUUCUCCCUUCACAGCCAGAUCUCAACUGGUCAAAUCCGGAGAUGCGCAGAGCUACAUAUGAUGACAUGCGUUUUUGGUUGGACAGGGGCGUUGAUGGCUUCAGAAUUGACUCAAUGAACCUCAUGUCAAAGCAUCCUGAUCUCCCAGAUGGAAAGGUGGUGAAUAAUGAGCCUUUUCAAGAUGGAUCUGAGUUUUUUGCUUCUGGCCCAAAGAUGCACAACUAUAUCCGUGAGAUGCGCACGGAGGUGUUCGAUAACUAUGAUUGUAUGACCGUUGGCGAGCUUGGCUUCACGAAGGAUGAGCAAUCCGUCAGCCAAUACGUGGCGAAAGAUCGCCAUGAACUCAAUAUGGUUUUCACCGGCGAUAUUGUUGAUGUCGACUUUGGCCCCAAUGGGAAAUACGAGCGCACGAUCAACAACAUUCCGCGAAAGAUCCGUGAGAUCACUGAUCUUUGGCAACAGUCCAUGCCCAAGUUCAAUGGGUGGAAUAGCGUGUACUAUUCAAACCACGAUAGUGGUCGACCUCUGACUCGAUAUGCCUCUGAUUCCCCAGAGCAUCGAGCAGCAGCUGCGAAGAUGCUUGCAAUGUACCUCCUAUCCCUCGGAGGAACACCUUUCCUUUUGCAAGGCGAUGAAAUCGGCAUGGCCAAUCUUGGCAAAGACUACGGCCCAGAUGCAUAUAUAGAUGUAGAAGCUAAGAACUACUACAUUUCAGUCCUGAAAAGUCGUGGCGGUAACGAAUCAACUAUGGACGAUGUUUUGAGAGAGAUGCAACUCAAGUCGCGAGAUCACGGCCGCUUACCUAUGCAAUGGGACAGCUCUGUCAAUGCCGGCUUCGCGUCACCAAAAGCACGUCCUUGGAUGACUAUCAACAAGGAUUACACCGAAUGGAACGUGGCGAGCCAGAUCAAUGAUCCAAACAGUGUAUUCUCGUUCUGGAGAACAAUGCUGACUCUUCGUAAACAGUACACCGAUCUGUUUGUAUAUGGCUCAUACAAGUCAAUUCCAGAGUCUGUGAUGGGAGAGGGAGUCAUCGGAUUUGAGCGUGCAGAACAGGUAGUAGGCGGAAAGAGAGCAGUCGUUUUUGUGAGUUUCUCGGAGCAGAAAUAUACAAUAUCGACAGAUAAGUACGUGGGCUGGGACGUAUUAGUUACGAAUCACAGAGCUUCUGUCGACAACUCGUGUAUCGAACUUGGACCGUUCGGCGCUCUGUUAUUGAUAGACAGCAAAUAG